Arachis ipaensis is the source of this 1639-nucleotide messenger RNA. Its product is annotated as isoflavone 2'-hydroxylase. The record is from RefSeq and is a predicted model, not a curated record. Gene Ontology annotation, molecular function: heme binding; monooxygenase activity; iron ion binding. Lineage: Eukaryota; Viridiplantae; Streptophyta; Magnoliopsida; Fabales; Fabaceae.
GUCUAUUUAAUGUGAUUCAAGCAGCAGCAAGGAUCAACUAACUAACCCUAUUUCCAUAAUCAAAGUGCAAAUCACAAAAACGAUCCACCAUGGAAAUGGAACCCUCAUUGUUCUACUCUCUUAUACUCUUCCCAGUUUUUCUCUACACCACCUUCAAGCUUCUCUCUAAGAGCAGAAGAUUAAGAAACCUUCCACCAGGUCCAACACCUCUUCCAACAAUAGGCAACCUCCACCACCUAAAACCGCCGCUCCACCGCGCAUUCCACCGCAUGUCGCAGACAUACGGCCCCAUAUUCUCCCUGUGGUUCGGCUCGCGCCUCGCGGUCGUUGUCUCAUCGCCGUCGGCUUUCCAAGAAUGCUUCACUAAGAACGAUAUCGUGUUGGCGAAUAGGCCAAGGUCUCUGUCCGGAAAGUACAUAUUCUACAACUACACCACCGUAGGGUCUUGCUCCUACGGCGACCACUGGCGCAACCUCCGCCGCAUCACUUCUCUUGAUGUUCUCUCAACGCAACGGACUCACUCCUUCGCCGGAAUCCGAAAGGAUGAAACCGACAGGUUGAUGACAAAAUUGGGGAAGGAAACAGGGUCAGAGUUUAGUGAAGUGGAGCUAAGUUCUAUCUUUCAUAAUAUGACUUACAACAACAUGAUGAGAAUGAUAUCAGGGAAAAGAUACUAUGGUGAUGACCAUGACAUGAAAGAUUUGAAUGAAGCCAAAGAGUUUAGGGACACAGUCACAGAGUUGCUUCAAAUGGCAGGUGUUUCUAACAAAGCAGAUUACAUACCUUUCCUAAGGUGGUUUGACUUUGGCAAUUCCCAAAAGAAGUUGAAGAAUAUUAGUAACAGGUUUGAUGAUUUCUUGAAUAAACUCAUCCAUGAGAACCGUACUAGGAAGCAGCACCAAGAAGGUGAAAAUUCCAUGAUUCACCAUCUCUUGAAUCUUCAGGAAUCCGACCCUUACUACUAUACUGAUCAAAUCAUCAAAGGGCUAGCUCUGGCCAUGCUGUUUGCGGGAACAGAUUCAUCUGCUGUGACUUUAGAGUGGUCACUAUGUAAUUUACUAAAUCACCCUGAGGUUUUGAACAAGGCAAGAGAAGAAAUAGAGACACAAAUCGGAGAAGAGAGGUUGUUAAGUGAAUCAGAUCUUCCAAAACUACCUUACCUUAGGAACAUUAUUCUAGAGUCAUUAAGGUUGUACACGCCAGCACCAUUGCUCAUACCACACGUGUCAUCACAAGACAUCACAAUAGGAGGAUUCAAUGUUCCAAAGAACACCAUAGUGAUGAUCAAUGCUUGGGGGAUGCAUAGAGAUCCUACGGUCUGGAGUGAUGCCACGUGUUUCAAUCCGGAGAGGUUUGAGAAAGAAGGAGAGGAGAAGAAGUUGGUUGCUUUUGGAUUGGGACGAAGGGCUUGCCCUGGUGAAGCAAUGGCUAUGCAUGGUGUUGGUUUCACUUUGGGAUUGUUGAUUCAAUGCUUUGAUUGGAAAAGGGUUAGUGAGGAACCCAUUGAUAUGAGAGAAAGAAAUUGGUUCACUCUUUCAAGGCUGACUCCAUUGAAGGCUAUGUGUAAACCACGCCCAAUUGUGAACAAAGUUUUCUCAAAUAUUUAGGGUAGAAUUUGAUUUGCAACAAUAAAAAUUAA